Messenger RNA from Dufourea novaeangliae, 4376 nucleotides. It is a transcript of the gene rempA, whose product is annotated as intraflagellar transport protein 140 homolog. Gene Ontology annotation, cellular component: axoneme; ciliary basal body; intraciliary transport particle A. Gene Ontology annotation, biological process: intraciliary retrograde transport. The coding region runs from base 1 to 4326 and encodes 1441 amino acids. The record is from RefSeq and is a predicted model, not a curated record. Gene Ontology annotation, molecular function: protein binding. The transcript is spliced from 6 exons. Lineage: Eukaryota; Metazoa; Arthropoda; Insecta; Hymenoptera; Halictidae.
AUGUCACUGUAUUUUGAUACUCGUGUACAAAAUCCAGAAACAGCUUCAAUAAGUACUCACGCAAUCUGGCAUACCAAUUAUCCUUUCUUGGCAGUUGCUGCAUAUUCUCAGGAUAAGGGUGGUUUUGUGACACUGUAUGAUGAUCAGGGAGAGCCUGUUCAGGAUGUAGAAUCACCAAGACACUCUGUAGCACAGGUUACUGCUCUUGGUUGGCAUCCUGUAAGGAGGUGGCUGGCAGCAGCAUGGGAAAAUGGAGAGUUGAGGGUAUGGCCUGGUGAUACUGGUUGCAUAGAAUUCAAUAUAAUAGUGACUCCACAUCGCGAUCCCAUUAAUAUCUUACAAUGGAGUCAACAUGGCGAGAGAUUAGUGUCUGCAGAUACAGCUGGUUCUAUAGUUGGUUGGAAAAUAGAUUCCAGAGGUCAAUUACUAAUAAUGUUUCAUCAUGAUUUGAAAGACACUUUUGCACAAAUAGUCUUUAAGACUAUUCCACCGAAAUCAACAAUUGAUAUGAGUAGCUUAGCUAAAGCUGCAGGAAAUGAAAGAGCUUUGGAUAUGUUUAGUUCCUGGCGUCCUAGAACAGCUGCACCAACAACUGUUGUAACUCAAAGGGAUAAUCAUGCUUUUUAUAUUGGUACUACUAGCGGAGUCAUCUACUUUGUUGAUAAUCAAGGACAGUGUACAGAAGUCUUUAGCACAAGUGGUGUUGCAUUACAGUUUCUGUUGCACCAUCAGACCAGGGAUUCUAUUAUUAUUAUGACAGACGGUUUGAAUGUCGGGCAUUUUCAGACAGAUCCCAUCACUGGACGACUUUCCGAAUUAACAAAAGUGAAACUUAGCAAUAGAUGUGAUAUAUCAAAAACAAGUCCAGCCUUAUGUUGGGCUGGUGGAAAUACCUUAGCAAUUCUUACAGGAGAGUUAGGUGUUCGUUGUUGGGAUCUACAUACCGGUGAUACCUAUGUAUUAACACCACCAGAGUUAUCCAUAGGAAACAUGGCUACUCCACAAGAAGUCUGCACGAGCAUAUCUUUCUGCAAGGCGAAUGGUACCUUAGCGGCUGGAACAAACUUAGGAACAAUUUAUUUCUGGAAACGUAAAGCUGAUAUGGACGGCGAUGAAAAUGCUUGGCCAAGUGUUCCAGAGACUUGUAGCAUUCAUGGUAUAGUGAAACAACUUACAUGGGGUGCCACCUUCUUGAGAAGCCCGCUUCUAGCAGUCAAUUGUAUUAUUAAUGUAUUUAUAUUACACCAACAACCAAUGUGUGCGGCGUAUAAUGACGACGUCUGUGCCAGCCAACUCAGUCCCACUCAGAUUUUAAUUGAAAUUGAAGAUAUGACUCACACUUUGAAAACUGACAUUCAAGUACAACUUGUUGCUGUUAAUAAAGAUUACACUGCAGUCUCUUCGGGCAGACAAAUAGCUGUUUAUAGAAUUCAGAGAGCCAGUUCUGUAACUACCACUUGGAUCACGAAUUUCAAUUGUGACACUGAGAAAUUGUUAGUUUACGAGCACACCCUGAUCGUUUUGACUCCUGCAGUUAUACAGUUGAGAUCAAUGGAGGGUACAAUCACUCAGACACUGCCAACAUUGCCCGAGGAAGGUGAACCAAUUACCAUGGAUCUGACUGGACAGUAUCUCACAGUUGCAUCCUUGAAUGGUAUAUUAAAAAUCUGGGAUUUAAGUAAACGGGAAGCAAAGCUGCACACCAGAGCAAUGGCUACAUACGAAGCCAUCAGUGACUUCGCAGAAAUCGUUGAGGCCAGAUGCAAUUCCGACUGUCGUUGUAUAUCGAUUACAGUUGCAAUGACGAAUUUGAUGCCUAGUCCCAUUUUAUAUGUCUGGGACAUCGAAAGUGAUCAUAUACAUGAAUUCGAUUUCGCAGAGUCCGACGACAUUGACGAAGAUGACACUGCUCUAGCUGUGAAGUGCAGAGGAAGAUUGGUCACUGCUCACUGCUGGGACGUCGAAGAUCCUAGACUCCUAGUCUGUCGUGCUCAAAGACUGGAGACACGAGAUUCUAAACACUCGUCCAAGCAAAACAAUGAAAAUGAGUUUGAUAUUUCGAAAGCUACUGUAGUCUUGGUGUCGUUGUUUGCCACGGCAGAGCACGGUAUUGUAGUGCAGGACGUAAAGCCGAUAAAAGAUGGUAACUGUCGAGUGUUGGGCGUUCACACUCCGCACAUAAUCAUUUUGAAUUCUGAGAAGGUUGUGGAUAGAAGUAGCAAGGUGCAAAAAUUACUCAUGAGGGACUUCGAAGAGCUGGGUGUAUGCGACCCAGUCACAAAGAAAGCGGUAUUGGAUUUCAGUUUUUAUAUCAGCAUCGCGAAUAUGGAUGAAGCUUUUAAAGCAAUCAAAUCUAUUAAGAAUGAAGGCAUUUGGAAGAGUCUGGCUAGAAUGUGCGUGAAGACAAAGCAACUGAACAUGGCUCUUUUAUGUUUGGGUCAUAUGAAGCAUGCUAAAGCAGCGAGAGCUGUCAAGGAAGCUAUGAUAGAUGACAGUUUAAAUUUAGAAGCGAAGGUGGGUAUAUUAGCCGUGGAACUUGGCCUGUACAACGACGCUGAGCACCUCUUCCGUGAAGCAAAGAGGCUGGACCUUUUAGGAAGGCUUCUUGAAGCUCGCAAUAAGUUCAAGGAAGCCAUAGAGGUAUCUGGUAAUGAGAACAAAAUCUGCGAGAAAACGAAUUAUUAUAAUUAUGCAAGGGUUCUUGAGCAAGAAGGUAAAAUUACAGAGGCUAUCGAAAUGUAUACCAAAGCGGACUGUCAUAGAUUCGAGGUGCCAAGAAUGUUACUAGUCAGGCCUAGGGAACUGUUAAUGUAUCUGAACAAUUCUGAUGAUCCAGAAAUAAAAAACUGGCAUGCACAAUACAUAGAAUCAACGGGAGAUAUGGACGGGGCUCUACGUUUGUACGAGCAAGCCAAGAAUACUCUAGCAAUGACAAGAUUACUUUGUUAUUUCGGUAGAGAGGAUGAAGUCAGUGAACUGGUGUCAAGGACCAAUCAUGCUGCCUCUGCGUAUCACCUAGCAGCCCACUACGAAUCAAAAAAUCAUGUAGCACAAGCUAUUCACUUUUAUACCAUCGCUAAAGCUUACACAAAUGCCAUUCGAUUGUGCAAAGAGCAUGAUAUGUUCGAAGAAUUGUGGCCUCUAGCUACAUUGGCAUCAAGGCAGUCACAGAUAGAUGUUGCAAAAUAUUACGAAGAAAAUAACCAGCCGGACAAAGCAGUUUUGUUGUAUCAUAAAGCUGGUCUACUGCACAAGGCCCUGGACAUUGCGUUUAAGACGAAACAGUACAGUGCUUUGCAGCUGAUCAUCAUGGACGUUAAUGCAGACUCUGAUCCUGCUUUGAUAGAAAAAUGCGCCGAUUAUUUUGUGCAAAACGAUCAAAUUGAAAAGGCGGUGGACUUACUUGCCACGGGAAGAAAGUACAUCGAGGCUUUGGAAUUAAUGCAAAAUCAUAAUAUAUUGUUGACUGAAGAUCUAGCUGAGAAGAUGACACUGGACAAGAUCGAUAACGAUGCAGAACACGAGAAGAUUCGUAUCUCUAUAUUGGAAAGAAUUGGCGAAACCGCGUUCGAGCAAGGGAACUACCACUUGGCCACAAAGAAAUUUACUCAGGCUGGCAACAAACUAAGAGCCAUGAAAGCGUUACUAAAAUCUGGCGACACCGAAAAGAUCUGUUUCUUCGCUCAAGUUUCUAGGCAGAGGGAGAUCUACAUCAUGGCCGGCAAUUAUUUGCAAUCGCUGGAUUGGCAGAAUCAACCGGAAGUACUAAAAAAUAUUAUCAACUUUUACUCGAAAGGGAAAGCGAUGGAUCUGUUGGCGAACUUCUAUGUCGCUUGCGCCCAAGUGGAGGUAGAUGAAUUUCAGAAUUAUGAGAAGGCUUUGGAUGCUUUGAACCAGGCCAGCAGGUGUCUGGUGAAAGUAACCACUCCGAGGGAUCCGAAUAUUCACAAAAGGGCCGUUGACCUGGUGAACAAUAGAAUAGCGACAAUUAGACGUUACCUGGACAUUAAAAAGUUGUUCGAUAGAGGUGAUACGGCGACAGCAAUGCAACAGGUGCGUCAGUUGCUCGAUUCACAGGGUUCUGAUUUGGAGCAGUCUGUACGACGUGGUGACCUGUUCGCAACUAUCACGCAGCAUUAUAUUAAUAUAGGCGACACCGGCAAAGCACGCGCCACUAUAGAGGAGUUACAGCGUUUAGUACCUGGAAUUAAUUUGAAUUAUUAUUACAAUGCGACUGUGUUGGAGGCGCUUGGUUAUAAAAUGAAGAUUCAGAGACAAGAAAGCUCUGAUAGGGAGGAUGAUAUUGAAGAACUGUUAGGGGAAUGAAUUGGGAAUGAAUUGGGAAGACGAAGUGGACAUUGUAUGUUCGAGGUUCU